UCAGAUUGACCUUGUAUCCUUGCUUCCUAUUUGAGGGGCGUUAAGCCCUGAUGUGGAAUCCUUCUGGAAGAUGACUCUGAACACCUCCAGCAUGGAUGAGGCUGGUCUGGUCGUGGAGAGAGACUUCUCCUUCCGCAUCCUUACAGCCUGUUUCCUGUCACUGCUUAUCCUGUCUACUCUACUGGGCAACACCCUGGUCUGUGCUGCUGUCAUCAGGUUCCGACACCUGCGGUCUAAGGUGACCAACUUCUUUGUUAUUUCCUUAGCUGUGUCAGAUCUCUUGGUAGCUGUGUUGGUCAUGCCCUGGAAAGCUGUGGCUGAGAUUGCAGGCUUUUGGCCCUUCGGGUCCUUCUGUAAUAUUUGGGUAGCCUUUGACAUCAUGUGCUCCACCGCAUCCAUCCUCAACCUCUGUGUGAUCAGCGUGGAUAGGUACUGGGCUAUCUCCAGCCCCUUCCAGUAUGAGAGGAAGAUGACCCCCAAGGCAGCCUUCAUUCUGAUCAGUGUAGCAUGGACUUUGUCUGUUCUCAUCUCCUUCAUCCCUGUGCAGCUCAGCUGGCACAAGGCAAAACCCACAAGCCCCUCCGAUGGGAAUGCUACUUUCCUGGAAGAGACCACAGACAACUGUGACACCAGAUUGAGCAGGACGUAUGCCAUUUCAUCCUCCCUUAUAAGCUUUUACAUCCCAGUGGCCAUCAUGAUUGUGACCUAUACCAGUAUCUACAGGAUUGCCCAGAAACAAAUACGGCGCAUCUCAGCCUUGGAGAGGGCUGCUGUGCAUGCCAAGAAUUGCCAGACCACCACAGGUAACGGGAACCCUGUUGAAUGUUCUCAGUCAGAGAGCUCUUUCAAGAUGUCCUUCAAAAGAGAGACUAAAGUUUUGAAGACUCUGUCCGUGAUCAUGGGGGUAUUUGUGUGCUGUUGGCUUCCUUUCUUUAUCUCGAACUGCAUGGUGCCCUUCUGUGAGUCUGGAGAGACCCAGCCUUUCUGUAUUGAUUCCAUCACUUUUGACGUGUUUGUGUGGUUCGGGUGGGCUAAUUCGUCCCUGAACCCCAUCAUUUAUGCCUUUAAUGCUGAUUUUCAAAAGGCAUUUUCAACUCUCUUAGGAUGCUACAGACUUUGCCCUACAACAAAUAAUGCCAUAGAGACAGUCAGCAUCAACAAUAACGGGGCUGUGGUGUUUUCCAGCCAUCACGAGCCACGGGGCUCCAUCUCUAAGGAGUGCAAUCUGGUCUACCUGAUUCCACAUGCAGUAGGUUCCUCUGAGGACCUGAAAAAGGAGGAGGCAGGGGGAAUAGCCAAACCCACGGAGAAGCUGUCCCCAGCCCUAUCAGUCAUAUUGGAUUAUGACACUGAUGUCUCUCUAGAGAAGAUCCAGCCCAUCACACACAAUGGACAGCACCCAACCUGAACUCCUAGAUGAAUCCUGGCAUGCAAAAGCUAAAGGAGAUUUCUUUGGGACUUGCUGUU
Octodon degus (degu) is the source of this 1467-nucleotide messenger RNA. RefSeq names its product dopamine receptor D1 (gene Drd1). Gene Ontology annotation, biological process: vasodilation; G protein-coupled dopamine receptor signaling pathway; adenylate cyclase-activating adrenergic receptor signaling pathway. The coding region runs from base 71 to 1408 and encodes 445 amino acids. Gene Ontology annotation, cellular component: plasma membrane. Lineage: Eukaryota; Metazoa; Chordata; Mammalia; Rodentia; Octodontidae. Gene Ontology annotation, molecular function: G protein-coupled receptor activity; dopamine neurotransmitter receptor activity, coupled via Gs. The record is from RefSeq and is a predicted model, not a curated record. The transcript has a single exon.